Molecule: messenger RNA, 480 nt
Organism: Gongylonema pulchrum
Lineage: Eukaryota; Metazoa; Nematoda; Chromadorea; Rhabditida; Gongylonematidae
Source: the annotation of a GenBank genome assembly
AUGGUGCGUGAGUUGCAAGCGAGUUUCAAGGAAAUGCUAUUGGAAAACGAUUGGCUGGAAGAGAGCACUCGAAAGAAAGCGCUGAAGAAAGCCGAUGAAAUGCUUAGCUUGAUUGGUUAUCCGGAUUUUAUUCAAAAUCCCGAAGAUCUCGACGAGUACUAUAAACUGCACGAAAAAGCAAUAACAGCUUUCACUUAUGUUAACGUCUUACAUGCCGAUAUGAAAGCAAAAAGUAUGGUCGCAUCUGCACAUCAUUACUUGAACAUUGAGCCGAAUGAUACGUAUGCUCAAAUAGUGACAAAAACAUCACGGUGGGCAAUGGAGCAUUCAUUUCGGAAAUUGGUGGAACCUGUUAAAAGAACAGAAUUUGGCGCAUCUGCAUCUACUGUCAACGCGUUCUAUUCCUCACUGAAAAAUGCCGUUGUUGCACCAGGACCCAGCUUACUUCAUUGGGUUGAUCAGUCGGAGCAGCAGAUGUAG